UGUGUUAUUCUGAAAAGAGGCGGAGUCUGUGAGUAGGCUGACAGAGGGUGAAAAGCUGCAGAGGACGAUAUGUCGGCUUUAAGGGUGCACAGGGUCCUGCAGAACAUUGCAAGACAUGGCUGGAGAGCCCAGUCUACUGCUCCUCAUGCCGCAACAUCUGCCUCCUCGUCUGCCGGACAGGGUUUUAAUUUUGAACUCAGUGAGCAGCAGAAGGAGUUUCAGGCCACUGCUCGGAAAUUUGCAAGAGAAGAGAUAAUUCCAGUGGCUGCUAACUAUGACAGAACUGGAGAGUACCCAGUACCUCUCAUUAAAAGGGCCUGGGAGCUUGGCCUGAUGAAUGGGCACAUACCUGAACAUUGUGGAGGCCUUAACCUUGGGAUUUUCGACACGUGCCUUAUUACUGAAGAAAUUGCUUAUGGGUGCACUGGGAUCCAAACAGCCAUAGAAGCCAAUUCACUUGGGCAAAUGCCAGUUAUACUGGCAGGAAAUGAAGCCCAACAAAAGAAGUAUUUGGGAAGAAUGACCGAAGAGCCUUUAAUGUGUGCAUAUUGUGUAACAGAGCCAGGUGCUGGGUCGGACGUUGCAGGUUUGAAGACCAGAGCUGAAAAGAAGGGCAAUGAGUAUAUCAUCAAUGGGCAGAAGAUGUGGAUCACAAAUGGUGGAAAAGCUAAUUGGUAUUUCCUUCUAGCACGCACCAACUCAGACCCCAAAGUGCCUACAGGAAAGGCAUUCACUGGAUUUAUUGUAGAGGCUGAUACUCCAGGUGUACAGAUUGGUAGAAAGGAACUAAAUAUGGGCCAGAGAUGCUCUGACACCAGGGGGAUUGUUUUUGAAGACGUACGCGUUCCUGCUGAAAAUGUCCUGCUUACAGAAGGAGCCGGUUUUAAGAUUGCAAUGGGAGCUUUUGAUAAGACCAGACCACCGGUGGCAGCUGGGGCUGUUGGAUUAGCACAGAGGGCACUGGAUGAAGCCACAAAAUACUCCUUAGAAAGAAAGACUUUUGGAAGGCUUAUUGCUGAGCAUCAAGCAGUAUCCUUCCUGCUGGCGGAGAUGGCGAUAAAGGUGGAGCUUGCUAGAUUGGCCUAUCAGAGGGCCGCAUGGGAAGUGGAUUCUGGGAGAAGGAACACGUACUACGCAUCUAUUGCCAAGGCCUAUGCUGGGGACAUUGCAAACCAGGUGGCCUCCGAUGCCGUCCAAGUGUUUGGAGGAAAUGGGUUUAACAGUGAAUACCCAGUGGAAAAGCUAAUGAGAGAUGCUAAAAUUUACCAGAUCUAUGAAGGCACAGCUCAGAUACAGAGAGUCAUCAUUGCUCGUGAGCACUUAAGCAGGCAUAAAGAAUGAAUCCUGCUAUGGAGUUCAUAACAACUCAUUUAUCUAUGAUUGCUGAUAAUAAGAUGCCUUAAUCACAAGAUUUCUUGAUGACAAUACCCAAAGAUUUCAUUGGAAUAUAAACUAGUGGUGGUAACCCUUUUGGUAUUGCGAAUGUUUGGCACAUAAAGCAUUACUGCUCCUUGUAGAAAAAUGUGUAAAAUACAGUGGCUGCAUUUUAUGUUGUAAUCUAAUGAAUUUCUUCUUUGUACCUCCUUUUUAAAUGAGAAAUUGAAUCCAUCUCAGAAGAAUAAACAUUUUUCAGAAA
Messenger RNA from Pelobates fuscus (common spadefoot toad), 1636 nucleotides. It is a transcript of the gene ACADM, whose product is annotated as acyl-CoA dehydrogenase medium chain. Gene Ontology annotation, molecular function: flavin adenine dinucleotide binding; medium-chain fatty acyl-CoA dehydrogenase activity. The transcript is spliced from 12 exons. Gene Ontology annotation, cellular component: cytoplasm; mitochondrion. NCBI's taxonomy places the organism in Eukaryota, Metazoa, Chordata, Amphibia, Anura, Pelobatidae. The coding region runs from base 70 to 1341 and encodes 423 amino acids. Gene Ontology annotation, biological process: medium-chain fatty acid catabolic process; fatty acid beta-oxidation. The record is from RefSeq and is a predicted model, not a curated record.